CACCUGGGGGGGCCGGAGCGGGGGCAGGAAGGCGCGGCGGUCACGGGUGGGAGCCCGGCGCCUCGGCAGGAAGUGGGGGGGCACACGGUGGCAUUUUGGGGCUGGGGGGGUGCAGCAGCCGCCUCCCCCCGCUCCGGCACAUCCGCUGCGCGGGCGCAGGAAGUCGGGGGGGGCUCCCCCAUCUCGGAGCGCGCUCGGGCCUCGGGGACCCGCUCUGGCUGCACCCGCUGAUGGCUGGCCCGCGGUGGCACCCGCUGCUGCUGGCGCUGGCGGGGCCGGCGGCGGCCGGGGACCCCGCCGUGGCCCGGAAUGACCGGGCGGUGGCCGCGCUGCUGGGGUUGCUGCUGUGCCUGGUGCUGGGGCUGGCGCUGGCCUGGCACCACCUGUGCCGCCUCUCUGCCGGCCGCUACCACCCCCGGCCCCUGGGCCACCGGGCUCUGGAGCUGCUGCGGGGACAGUGGCACCAGCUGCGCUCACCGGGGGACCCCACCGCGGCCCUCGGGGACGGUGACGGGGAGGUGGCCGUGAGGGACGAGGAUGAGGAGCUGAUGCCCUGGAGCCUGCAGCGGCGGCCGGAGCAGGAUGAGGAGGAGGAAGAUGAGCAGGAGGAGGAUGAGAAGGAGGAUGAGAAGGAGGAGGAUGAGGCCGAAGCAGCGCUGGAGGGCGGGGAGAGCCCCCUGAAUGAGGGGGAGGCAAAGGGCGGCAGCGCCGAGGCCCUGCUCAGUGACCUGCACGCCUUCUCGGGGACAGCGGCCUGGGGGGACGUGCGGCCACACGUCACCGCCUUGUGACGUCAUCGUUCUGACGUCACCACCCUCGGAUGUCACCACCCUGUAACGUCACCUCCCUGUAAUAUCACCUCCCUGUAAUAUCACUUCCCUGCAGUGCCACCUCCCUGUAGUGUCACCUCCCUGUAGUGUCACCUACCAUAAUGUCACCUCCCUGUAGUGCCACCUACCAUAAUGUCACCUCCCGGUAGUGCCACCACCCUGCCAGCAAAGGGACCCCUUCUCAGUCCCCUGCCUGCCCCCAGCCGAGGCUCCUGAUUGGCUCCACGGGCCUGAG
Messenger RNA from Prinia subflava (tawny-flanked prinia), 1065 nucleotides. RefSeq names its product protein tyrosine phosphatase receptor type C associated protein (gene PTPRCAP). The coding region runs from base 231 to 791 and encodes 186 amino acids. Lineage: Eukaryota; Metazoa; Chordata; Aves; Passeriformes; Cisticolidae. The transcript has 2 exons. The record is from RefSeq and is a predicted model, not a curated record.